Phyllostomus discolor (pale spear-nosed bat) is the source of this 3985-nucleotide messenger RNA. It is a transcript of the gene ATPSCKMT, whose product is annotated as ATP synthase c subunit lysine N-methyltransferase. Bases 28 to 693 code for a protein of 221 amino acids. Gene Ontology annotation, molecular function: protein-lysine N-methyltransferase activity. Gene Ontology annotation, biological process: regulation of mitochondrial ATP synthesis coupled proton transport; peptidyl-lysine trimethylation; positive regulation of proton-transporting ATP synthase activity, rotational mechanism. NCBI's taxonomy places the organism in Eukaryota, Metazoa, Chordata, Mammalia, Chiroptera, Phyllostomidae. The record is from RefSeq and is a predicted model, not a curated record. The transcript has 5 exons. Gene Ontology annotation, cellular component: mitochondrion.
UUCUUUUUCAGUGCCGGAAAUCUCGCGAUGGAAGGAGGAGGAGGUGCACCCCCAGAAACACUUAUAGAAGAGAGUCAGUCAGGAUGUGUUCUGCCCACAAGUCUUGAAGCCAGCGGUUCGAAGAAGAGCAGUUGGGGCUUCUUAGUUACUGGGAUUGUUGGUGGGACCCUGGUGGCUGUGUAUGCUGUGGCCACUCCAUUCAUAACACCGGCCCUCCGAAAAAUUUGCUUGCCUUUUGUACCUGCAACUACAAAGCAGAUCGAAAAUGUUGUGAAAAUGCUGCGAAGCGGAAGAGGACCCCUGGUGGACAUUGGUAGUGGUGACGGACGGAUUGUGAUAGCAGCUGCAAAGGAAGGAUUCACCGCUGUGGGUUAUGAACUAAACCCAUGGCUAGUUUGGUACUCCAGAUACCGUGCUUGGCGAGAAGGGGUACAGCACUUGGCCAAAUUUUAUAUUUCAGAUUUGUGGAAGGUUACUUUUUCACAGUACUCAAACGUUGUUAUUUUCGGGGUGCCUCAGAUGAUGCCGCAGUUGGAGAAGAAACUUGAGCUGGAGCUUCAGGAUGAUGCUCGAGUCAUCGCUUGCCGGUUUCCUUUCCCUCACUGGACCCCAGACCAGGUCGCUGGAGAGGGGAUAGACACUGUGUGGGUGUAUGACAUGAGCACUUUUAGAGGGAGUGGAAAGAGGCCGUGAAGGUCGAUGCACUUUCAGUUGCUCAUUCGAAUAUAAAACUUGUUGAGAGUCUUUUUCUGCAGUGUUGGUGGUCUUUCAUUUUACAGAGACAUUUUGCGGAGAUGUAACAGCUGUGUGUUUAGUGAAGAGUAUACAUUUGUUUGGCAUGGCGUGAGAAAUUACUGUUACUUUCCUUAAUCGUUGGAGGGAACAAGUGAGGAACACUGGGUAGAUUUAAAGUCCUCUUUCAUGGUAUAUUCUAAAAAAGGUGCUUAUAGCUUUUUAUGACCUUGGGUAUAUGAAAAUAUGAAUAAGUGAUGGAUGUUGGUGGGUAGGAAAGAGGUUGACAGCUCUUCGCAUUUUGAAGAAUAUGAUUUAAUGCCACAGAUGAGAAGGAACAAUUUUAAAAAGAUGCGUAUUAAUAAAUGUUUGCUGUUUCCUAUAACUUUAUUUAUACUCAAGAUUUAUCUCUUCUCUAUAUGUUCAUGGCAACAUUAAUUUUCUAAGGGAUUUAGAGAGGCAUUUAUAUUUUAGAACAUUUAUUAGGAAUAACUUGUUCCUAGGCUAGAUUACCAUAUUUUAUUGAAUCUAAGAUGUGUAUGUGUGUAUGUAGGUAUACAUAUUUUAACAUUUUUGAAAUUGUGAGGCACCUUCCAAAUGAUGAUGUUUUAUAGCUGUAUUGGGCAGUGUUGUGCAUAAUCAAUUACCAUUGCUAGAACCUCAGGUUUGAUGAAAUAGGGUGUUCAGAGAAGAUAAACGAUGCGGUGGAGUGACUGGCAAUGAUUUAAUAGUAAUAGAAAUGGUUGUGAGCUUUGGAGUAAGCUGCACCUGGGUUCGGAUCCCUGCUGGUCCACAGCAGGAGGCCUCGGGCCCUCGCGGAGCCUUGGUUUCCAGAGUGUGCUUGUCAUUCGCAUGAUGUGCCCAACAGGGAGACCGAUUUGUAAAGCUCAUGGCGUGUAGUCUUUGGUCUGUAAAUAGUAUUUAUUAUUACUUUAGAUGCUAAUGAAAAGCUUAUUCACAGAAGUGGUAGAUUAUUUCUCCUAGUCACUUCUUUAUUUUAUGAAGGCAGCCAUUUAUUGAAUAUUUCUCAUUUAUGAGGAGAGAUGACUGAUUUAGAUAAAGACAAGUUAAGGAAAAUCUUUGAAUUUGAGUAUGCAGGCUUCAUAUAUCUGAAAAAUUAAUAUUGAGUGGUGGCUCGACUAAUCCCUGCUUAUCACAGAAAAGAAUUGAACUCCCAGCCAUACCCCUUGUAACCUAAAUACCAAACUAUCUUAGACAUCUGAUAAAAUGAGGUGAUUUGUGUCUUUUACUAAACUGAUAAAAAUGUGAUCAAUUUGAUAAUUUUUAUUUAAAUGAGAAGCAACUGGGAACUCAUUAAUUCAUUCAGCAAAUACUGAGUGUCUGCUGUGUAAAGAGCUUUUCCGAUUCAGUGGUGAGUGGACAGGCAAGGCCCCUAAUCGUAAAGAAUUUAUGUUCUGGAAGUAGGGAGACAGAAGGUGAGCGAAUGUUACUGUGUGUGAAGUUCUGGGAAGGAAGAAACAGUGUGAUAGUACAGAGAGCAGCUGUGUGUGGUAUGGGUGAGGGGAUGGGAUGUUGUGGACAUUUGUUAGGGUUUUGGCUGCCACCACCUUUUCCCUUCCCACUUGGCCCUGAUUUCCUGAUGAAGAACAGAUUCUCUGCCGUGGCAUGCAACUUUCGUGUCUGCCCCUCCUGUCACCUCUGCUGUGGUCGGCCCUGUAACUUGGCUGGGCCCGCUUGGAGAGGGACCCAUUGUAGCUCAUUGCCAGGACAGUGUGGUUGGUGGACAGAGGCAGUUGUAUUCCUGGUCACUUUGUAGAGGCAUCAGGUUAUAUGCAGAGUCACGGAUAGUUGCCACUUGUGGAGUUUCUCCUUUAGCUUCCCGAGAAUUAGAUGAUGCUUGAUCUUGCAACCUCAGAGUAAAACAGACCAUUUCAUAGAAGUAUUGUGAUUCACAGAAUCUGCGAGAUCUUUACUUGCGUCUUAAAAUUGUGCCUUUAAGUAAGAACUGUUCAAUAAGGCUUUUCCAGUGGAGGUUAUUGAGGCUUCCCUGGUUGGCUGCUUUUUGAUCAGUUACUAGGUUAAAGACAUUGCAUAAAUUUGCACAUGACACAAGGUAGGGAAUGACAGCUACUAUGUUUGAUGUCAAAAAUAGGGUUAAAAAUGUGCAGAUUGAAGUCUGAGAUAAGUAAAAUUUAAAGUUAAAAUGAACAAAAAUAGCAAUACAGCUUAGGGGUGAUGCAGCCUCACAGAAGCCAUUGUGAACAGAGACCUGCAGGGUCCCUUGGCACUCAGGUCAAUGAUUUGAGCUUAUUCCCACCUGAAUAUGUUCCCCAAAAGCAUGGCCCCAGGAUUGCAACCUAGGUUUGCCAGGUGGGCCUCAUGAGCCCCUCAGUCAGUCUGGCACUCAGGUUUCUUGCAAUGCUUAGCUCCAAAUGUGCGUGUGAAACCAAGUUGAAAAGGUUUAAGAAAUGAGACUCUCUUCUGCACACACUGUGUGUACCAUUGCUGGGUUUCUGGCGUACACCACGACAAGUUACAACCAAAGACAGUAGAAAAAAUGCAGGAUUCUUGACAUUUAAACUACACAUCCUGGUACUACCCCUCUGCCAAAGUACUGUCCCUGAGAGCCAAGUGUGUGAAAGACCUGCUGUAAAGGAGUAAAUGUUCUCAAGUCCAGGAGUCUUCCAGGCUUAUAACCUGAAUUUCCUAGCGUGGGCCUGGCUUAGUGCAUUCCAGGAGAGACUUCCAAGUCAUUGCGGUGUAUACUACAGGAGUCUACUUAAGUCUCAACCAACAAACAAGCAUGUAACUUAGUUCUGUGGUGUGUCUUUUGCCUGUUGGGGCCACAGUGUGCCCAGCUCUUCAUUAAGACAUGACCUCUGACCCAGGCUACCUGUUCUGGAGCAGGGGAUGCCAGUGGGCCAGCCAGAGGUGUGCAGACACUGCUCCUCCUACCCAACACUCAUUGCUCCUCUUCCUUAGUAACAGAAUCCGCAGUUUUACAGGUGUGAGGCACUGAUGUCUUCAGGGAUGAUGGGCCCUGCCGUUGUUUGGUCCCAUCCCUUGGGCAUCACAGUGGGUGGUGGGCAUGUGAUCCAGUUCCUGCCAGUGAGGUUUGAGGGACUUCUGCUGGGAGCUUUGGCAACAGUUUUGUUGCUGAUAGGAGAUGCUUGAGGAGUGAGCAUCCCUCUGCAUGGGAUAGUAACACCUGCAUAGGAUAGUAACACCUGAGGUUUUAGCAGCUACUUGCAACCACUGGAGGAAAGUAAAGAUGAAAGCCAAGGUGCCAAGA